GCCACCUAAUCAGCAAUGAGUACAACUCGAGCAUAACACACACAGCUGGCUUUAUGAGACACUGGCGCUCAGAGGACUCAGCCCCCGCCAGAGCACAACAAAGCAAUCUUUACAACCAAAUAUAGCUCUGAAGUAGUGUACAUAUUUCUGCUGCUGUUCUUCUUGAUGGAGCUAGUGGAGAGGACUACUCUGUGCGGGAUGUAGUUUGACAGCUCUGAAGAGCAUUGAAGCUUGAGAGGAUUGAAGAUUUAAAGGGUUAUUUCUUCAUAGACACAACAGACUGAACUGCCAACUGAAGGAAAAAGCUGUGGUGGUGCUGAAAUACAAGAGCAAAACAAGGCUAUUAUGCACCAGCUCGGAGGAAGAAAAUGUAGCUUCCUGUUCUCCCUGGGGGUUGUGACGUGUUCAAUAAUUUAUUGGCUGAGUAGAACUAAACUAGUGGGAACGCCUACAAGCAGCAGACCUUUCAUCACUGAAAGUAAGCCCAACCUGGCUGGCACUGAGAAAAGAGAAAAUUACUGUCAGAACGGGAAACAGAUCAACAAGUUGGCACUACCCAAAAAUGUGGGAAAUUAUAUUCACAGUACCAACCUGCAAUGUUCAAAUUUGUCUAAAGAACUACACUUUAUCAACACAACUUUGAGUCGUGAAGAAGAGAACUAUCCUCUGGCUUUCAUUGUCACUAUUCACAAAGAGCUAGAUAUUUUUGUUCGCAUGCUUCGAGCUAUCUACAUGCCUCAAAAUGUUUACUGCAUACAUGUGGAUGCCAAUGCUUCACAUGAGUACAAGGAAGCCGUACAAAAGCUUGUCAGUUGCUUUGAUAACGUGUUCCUCUCCAGUCGCAGUGAAAAAGUGACAUAUGCAGGAUUUUCACGCCUGCAAGCUGACUUGAACUGCAUGAAGGAUCUCACUGCCUCUCCAAUAGCUUGGAGGAAAGUAAUAAAUUUGUGUGGACAAGAUUUCCCAGUCAUGAGCAACCUGGAACUGGUGCAGUAUAUGCAAAGCACUGAAUGGAGGGACAAAAACAUGACACCUGGAAUCAAACAGCCAGCCACUAUGAAGCACAGAACACAAUUUCAGCACCAUGAGAUUGUGGGGUCACAUGUUGCCCUAAGGCUGCCAAGACACAAAAAACCUCCUCCUCCUCAUAACUUGAAAAUGUAUUUUGGAACAGCAUACUAUGCUCUCACAAGAGAUUUUGUGGACUUUGUUCUGAAGAACCAAAUAGCCCAUGACUUCCUGGAGUGGUCCAAAGACACAUUUAGUCCAGACGAGCACUACUUUGUGACACUCAACCACAUAAAAGAAGCUCCAGGCAGUCGUAUUGAUGGAGGUUGGGAAGGAGCUAUUCGGGCAAUCAAGUGGAGGGACCAAGAAGGAAAGGCACAUGAUGGUUGCAAAGGGCAUUAUGUACGGAACAUCUGUGUCUAUGGGAUAGAAGACAUUCCAUGGAUCAUCGAGAAGAAGUCCAUGUUCGCCAAUAAGUUUGAGAUUAAUACAUUUCCAGAGGCACUAGAUUGUUUGGAGCAGUGGCACAGAAACAAAGUCCUGAACCAAGCAACUGUUCCUAUAAAUCCAUCAUGGCUGCGAUGAUCCCACAAUAACUCAAUUAACUUCUGACACAGAAGUGUUGAAAUCGCUGCUGACAUCAAUAUGCUAAAGAAUCUAUAGAGUCUCCCAAGCUGUCUAUGUAAAAAUGUGAAUCCAGUGCCCUGAGUUGUGAAAGCAGCAUAACUGCACUAUUUAUUGAACUCUUCCUUUCCUGUGAUUAUGUAUCGUCUACCCCAAUUAGACAUUUUUGUAAAACAAAAUGUUGGAAAAAGAGUGAAUUAUUUAUUUAAAACCAUAGUUUCAUUUUAUGUACAGCUUAAAAAGGGAUUUUUUAUAAACUAAUUUAUUGUUUUAAUAUUAAACAUAAUAUGUAAAAAAUAAAGACAAUGUGAAAACAAAUGUUCACCUUCUAAAAUAAUUUGUUUCCUCUGUUAAAUGAGUUCAUUGACUAUUGCUACAUUUGUUUCUGUGAUGUAAGGUAAGCACUAGAUUAUUAUUAAAAAGUGAAAGGCAAACACCUCUGAAAGUCUUACCAUGAAACCAAAAGAUCAAACACAGCUGUAGGAUCAUACUGAGAUCAAUUAUACCUUCAUAUGACAAAGAAUUAUUUAGGUGUUGUGCUGCUCCAAGACAUAAAUACUGAGAUAUCAAGCAAAACCAACAGGUAUUAGCCAUUCAUGACAAUGAAAUAAUAAAAAAUCAGACAUAAAUCUGAGAAAUGGUGCUAUUUUUCUUAUAUAUUCAGACCUGAAAAUCAAAUACUCCACUCCUAAAGUCCAAAUGGAAAAACUCUUCAACAUAACUUCAAACUGAAAAUGAACAGAAAUGCGUGUCAAACGUUUUUAGCUAACAUUCAACA
Messenger RNA from Poeciliopsis prolifica (blackstripe livebearer), 2410 nucleotides. RefSeq names its product glucosaminyl (N-acetyl) transferase family member 7 (gene gcnt7). Gene Ontology annotation, cellular component: membrane. The record is from RefSeq and is a predicted model, not a curated record. The transcript has 6 exons. NCBI's taxonomy places the organism in Eukaryota, Metazoa, Chordata, Actinopteri, Cyprinodontiformes, Poeciliidae. The coding region runs from base 346 to 1593 and encodes 415 amino acids. Gene Ontology annotation, molecular function: acetylglucosaminyltransferase activity.